AUGCCAAUAGCAUUUCUUAUCGGACGAUGGCGAUCUGAAUUUAGUGGAAAAGCUUUUUUUCCAACCAUUCCAAAGUUUACCUAUGGAGAGGAAUUAAAUUUUAGUGCGCAUGGAUAUUUUUCAGCUAAUGGAUUUCUUCGAUACAUCUCAUAUGCAUGGUCAAAUAGCGAUGGCAGUGAAAUGCAUAGUGAAUAUGGUUUUAUUACAGUUGAAAAUGGCACAAGAAAUCUAGUAAUGAAUACAGUUAUGAGUAACGGAUUCAUAACGAUUGAGAAGGGUAUCGAAAACUCACAGUCGAUAGAAUUUACUCUGAAGCGCAUAGGCCGCUUGAAUUUCAGUCAUGAUCUUCCGGUGACAUCGAUGGUGCGUAUUUGGACUCUUUUAGAUGAAAACCGUCUAGAGAAUCAAUUGUGGAUGAGCACAAUUACUCAUCGAUUAACGAAGCAUACGUCAAUCAUUUAUGAUAGAAUAUGUCCCUAA
Dracunculus medinensis (Guinea worm) is the source of this 480-nucleotide messenger RNA. The record is from the annotation of a GenBank genome assembly. NCBI's taxonomy places the organism in Eukaryota, Metazoa, Nematoda, Chromadorea, Rhabditida, Dracunculidae.